This is a messenger RNA of Laccaria bicolor S238N-H82, 1215 nucleotides long. RefSeq lists its product as uncharacterized. The record is from RefSeq and is a predicted model, not a curated record. Gene Ontology annotation, molecular function: ATP-dependent FeS chaperone activity; 4 iron, 4 sulfur cluster binding; ATP binding. NCBI's taxonomy places the organism in Eukaryota, Fungi, Basidiomycota, Agaricomycetes, Agaricales, Hydnangiaceae. Gene Ontology annotation, cellular component: mitochondrion. The transcript has 6 exons. Gene Ontology annotation, biological process: mitochondrial respiratory chain complex I assembly; iron-sulfur cluster assembly. The coding region runs from base 217 to 1104 and encodes 295 amino acids.
CCACGACCACCAUAUCGGAACCUCUCAUUCCGCUCUUUCAUUAUCUCUGCCACCUCACAACAUGUAAAUCCACUACACCUUCCAAGUCAAGCGUCACUGGGCCUUCCAAAACUUCCAAGACGACAGCAACCCCCAUCCCGGCUAUUCACAACCUCCCCGACCUCGCACCAUGAAAACCCACUCGGCCUCCCAAAACGGCCCCCUCCACCACCAACAAUGCCACGCAAAACAGGGCCUAUACCCAAGCGGCCCAUCCCGAACGUGAAAAAGGUCGUCGCUGUGGCGAGCGGGAAGGGUGGCGUUGGGAAGAGCACGGUUGCGCUCAAUCUAGCCUUUGCCCUCGCACUUCAGAAAAAGAGGUUGAAAGUCGGGAUAUUGGACUUGGACAUAUUCGGGCCUUCUGUACCGACGUUGAUGGGGUUGCAGAACGUCGGAGAGCCUGAAUUGACGAGUGCAGGAGGUAUAAUACCACUGACGAACCACGGAAUCCCAUGCAUGUCCAUGGGUUUUCUCCUUCCCUCCUCAAGUUCUGGCGGGGACAACACGGACACACCUAUAGUAUGGCGCGGACUCAUGGUGCAAAAAGCCGUUCAGCAGCUUUUGUUCGACGUUGAUUGGUCGAUGGGGGGUGGUGGUGUCAACGCGGGGUUGGACGUUUUGGUUGUGGAUAUGCCGCCUGGGACGGGUGAUGUCCCCCUUACCCUUGGGCAACUUGUAAAUGUGGAUGGCGCAGUUAUCGUGUCGACGCCGCAGGAUGUCGCGUUGUCCGAUGUUAGGAAGGGCAUAGCGAUGUUGAGGAAAGUUUCUGUGCCGAUAACAGGUCUAAUUCUUAACCAAUCUUACUACCUGUGCCCGACGUGUGUCUCUCCAGAACCCCAAUAUCUCUUCGGAAAACCCGACGCGUUCCGCUCAGUCGCACAACGGCUUGGUGUUCCUGUUCUUGGGGAACUUCCGCUCGUUCAAGGAGUUAGUGCUAGCGCUGAUGAAGGGUGGCCUUACGUUCUCGCAGCUAAAGGGGACCAUGAUGGCCCAGGCGGAGCGGAUUGGAGGGCGGUUAUGAAGCGUAUUGCUGAACAGCUGGCCUUGGGGUUGGGAUUGAGUUGAGGAGUUUGGGGCUGCUUGUCGCACAAUUACAUAAUGACUUUGCUUCUCAGCACUUCCUCAUCCGUGGCGAUUUUAGGCCAGAUCCUGUCCGGACAAAUUUUAGGAUAUUUU